Molecule: messenger RNA, 1482 nt
Organism: Diuraphis noxia (Russian wheat aphid)
Lineage: Eukaryota; Metazoa; Arthropoda; Insecta; Hemiptera; Aphididae
Product: tigger transposable element-derived protein 7-like
Source: RefSeq, a predicted model, not a curated record
AUGUCGUUAAGUAAACCUAGUCAAGGUAAAAAGCGUAAGCAUAUGUCUCUUUCUCUUAAUGAUAAACUCUGUGUUAUUGAAAAACUCGAAAAAGGAGCAUUUGUGUCAAGCAUUUGUGCGCAAUAUGGGAUAGCUAAACAAAUCGUCUCAGACAUAAGAAAGAAAAAAGACGAGAUAAGAAAAUUUAUUCUGAAAUUUAAUGUAGAAAAAGAAACAAGUGUUGUGAAGAGAAUGCGGUUGCCACUAGAUCAAUCCCUUUAUGAUGCAGUUUACAAAUGGUUUUGUCAACUUCGUUCUUCUGGAKUGGCAGUCCGUGGAAUUGAAAUUCAGGCUGCAGCGGAUAGAUUAGCUAAGCAGUUGAACAUAAAUAACUUUAAAGCCAGUUCAGGAUGGCUGUUUAGGUUUAGAAGGCGUCACAACAUAACAAAUAAAAAAAUAUGUGGUGAAAGUCUUAGUGCAGACAAUGAAGCUGUUGAGCCAUUCAGAAAAAACUUGAAUGAUAUUUUAAAAGCUGAAAACAUACUGCCUUCGCAACUGUACAAUUAUGACGAGACAGGGUUGUAUUGGAGAGCAUUACCAGACAGUACCCAAGCGUCCAAAGCUGAUAAAAGCACGCCUGGUAGGAAGAUCAGUAAAGAUCGAGUAUCUGCAUUGCUGAGCGCUAAUGCUGAUGGAAGUCAUAUGUUAGAGCCUGUGAUUGUAGGAAAAAGUAAAAAACCACGUGCAAUAAAAAAUAUUAUGGACACGUUACCAGUUCACUACUACAACUCGAAAAGCGCAUGGUUCACUUCAGACAUUACAUUAGAUUGGUUUCACAAAAAAGCAGUGCCAGAAAUUAGAAGAUAUCAAACAGAAAUUUUGAAAAUUCCURACGAUAAAGUGAAGGCCUUAGUUCUACUGGACAAUUGUCCAGCACAUCCACAAGUUGAACAGCUCACUAGCGAUGAUAAAAAGAUUACUUUAAUCCGGACUUUCAUUAAUUCGGACAACCUAGAGCCCCAAUUAGUCCGGAUUAAUGAGGUUCUACUGUACCAACWUUUUACUAAGGAAUUUCAAAAAUAUAUAAAUGAUUUGGAAAUUGAAGAUGAAACUAAAGUUAUUGAUUCUAAACUUAAAACAGGUUUUAAAGGAAUUGCUAUGGGUUUACAAAGUGCUCUUGAUUUAUUCAAAUUUGCAGUACGAAGUAAAGGAGGAUACAAUGACAAUCCAACAUGUCGUCAAUUUCAGGCAGCAGACAAGCGAUUAUUAGUGCACAAUAAUAUAGUGGGUUCGAUGAAUGGCAAUUGUUCAAUCCUAGAUAAUACAAAUAUAGAAGCUGUGAAUAACAACACAAAUAUUGAAAAAGAAGAAGAAUUGAAUUUUAAUUUUACACGGCAAACCGAGAGGCAUUUGGUCCACCAUGAUUAUUUUGAAAAGGUUCACCACUUGAAUCCUUACAUUGAAGAUGUUUGUGUGUAUAUUGCUGGAUUUGUUACAAUUUAA